Molecule: messenger RNA, 1815 nt
Organism: Vicia villosa (hairy vetch)
Lineage: Eukaryota; Viridiplantae; Streptophyta; Magnoliopsida; Fabales; Fabaceae
Product: heat shock cognate 70 kDa protein-like
Exons: 2
Coding region: 1-1815 (604 amino acids)
Biological process (GO): protein refolding; cellular response to unfolded protein
Cellular component (GO): cytoplasm
Molecular function (GO): ATP binding; misfolded protein binding; ATP-dependent protein folding chaperone
Source: RefSeq, a predicted model, not a curated record
AUGUCUGGUAAGUAUAAUGGACGUGCUGUGGGGAUAGACCUUGGCACAACUUACUCAUGUGUGGCAGUAUGGCAGGAGCAACAUUGCCGAGUUGAAAUCAUCCACAACGAUCAAGGAAAUAGAACAACGCCUUCUUUUGUUGCUUUCACUGAUGAUCAACGGUUGAUUGGAGAUGCUGCCACGAAUCAGGCUGCUGCCAACCCUCAAAACACUGUCUUUGAUGCUAAGAGGUUAAUUGGUAGAAAGUUUAGUGAUCCUAUUGUUCAAGAUGAUAUAUUGUUAUGGCCAUUUAAGGUCACUGCCGACGUCAAUGACAAACCUAUGAUUACUGUUAAGUACAAGGAUCAGGAGAAGAAACUGUAUGCUGAAGAAGUAUCAUCUAUGGUACUCACAAAGAUGCGAGAAAUUGCUGAGUCAUAUCUAGAAUCACCCGUGAAGAACGCAGUUAUAACUGUACCGGCUUAUUUCAGUGAUUCUCAAAGAAAAGCCACUAUAGAUGCUGGUACUAUUGCUGGCCUCAAUGUCAUGAGAAUAAUGAAUGAACCCACAGCUGCAGCUGUUGCUUAUGGCCUUGACAAGCGAGCUGACUGUGUAGGAGAACGUACUGUUUUUGUCUUUAAUCUCGGUGGUGGUACUUCUAAUGUGUCUCUCCUAACAAUUAAGAAUAUGGUUUUCCAAGUGAAAGCCACGGCUGGAAAUACUCAUCUUGGCGGGGAGGACUUUGAUAAUAGAAUGGUCAACUACUUUGCACAAAAGUUCAAGAAAAAGAAGAAAUUGGACAUCAGUGGGAAUCCAAGAGCCUUGAGAAGGUUGAGAACUGCUUGUGAGAGAGCAAAAAGAACACUUUCCUUCCUUGUUGUUGCCACUAUUGAAAUAGAUUCUUUAUUUCAAGGCACUGACUUUUCUUCAUCAAUCAAUAGAGCCAAGUUUGAGGAAAUGAAUAUGGAUCUUUUUAAUGAGUGUAUGGAGACUGUUGAAAGUUGUCUAAUGGAUGCUAAGAUGGACAAGAGCAGGAUAGAUGAUGUUGUCCUUGUUGGAGGGUCUUCUAGAAUUCCUAAAGUACAACAGUUAUUACAAGAGUUUUUCAAGGGGAAGGAGUUGUGCAAGAGCAUUAACCCUGAUGAGGCUGUAGCUUAUGGUGCUGCCGUUCAGGCUGCAUUGCUGAGUGCAGGAAUUAUGAAUGUUCCAAAGUUGGUGCUGCAGGAUGUUACACCUUUGUCUCUUGGCAGGUCAGUGCUUGGAGAUAUCAUGAGUGUGGUGAUUCCUAGGAACUCUUGCAUUCCUGUCAAGAAGACAAAAUCAUAUGUUACCGUUGUAGAUAACCAACCAAGUACCUUGAUUGAGGUUUACGAGGGUGAGAGAACAAAAGCCAGUGACAACAAUUUGCUUGGUUCUUUUUGUCUUUCUGGUCAUACCCUGGCUCCUCGUGGCCACCCUGUGGAUGUUUGUUUUGCUAUUGAUGAAAAUGGUAUUUUGACAGUUUCAGCUAAGGAAACAUGCAGUGGCAAAAUGAAUGAGAUUACAAUAACCAAUAACAAAGACAGGAUGUCAGCCGAAGAAAUUAAAAAAUUGAUUAAAGAAGCUGAGAAUUACCAUAUUGAGGACAUGAAAUUCUUGAGGAAGGCUGAAGCAGUGAAUGCAUUGAAUAUUAAUUUGAAGCUUUCCUCGCCAGAGAUCGAGAAGAUUGAAUCUUCAAUUACACUGGCCACAAAUUUGCUCUCUGAGAAUCACCAUCACAAUGAUUUUGAUGUUCUUGAAUGUCAUUUGAAGGAGCUCAAAAUUGGUCUGGAUUACAUCUUAGCUAAAACUGUUUAG